GAGCCAUGUGAGACCUUUUUGAGUAUUCAGUUUGAUAUUUUAGUUUGUGUGACAAAAUUAUUAUUAGUGAACUUAUUUGUAUUGAAUUGUCCCAAAUUAGGAAAUUGUAAUUUGUUUCUGAGUGUGUGCCCCCUAUAGGUAAGGCACUAAUUGUCUAUAGCAUAAAGGUGUGCCAGGCCAAGGAGAGUGGAGAGUUCCGGCCUGCGAAUACCAUUAUUGACCGUGAGCAGAACGUGCCUACAGGACAUGAACCUGUCAUGAACCUGACGGGACCGUGGCGAGGAAACGCAACUGAGCUGAACCAACAAACAAAGAAACAAAGACAAAACUUCAAUGCUUUAAUUUACAUCUGAUGUUAGAAAUAAACAAAGUCAAGUUCAUUAUAGCCACGUCUCAUGGACUCUACUUUCACGCGUUCAACAAAGCAAACACCGGAACUCACAAGAAGUGGUAAAACAAUUGACAAGUUUUAGCCAUUACAAUAGUCAAUAAUGCCGCAACUUUGGACCUUUUGAUGGAUCAUUACUGGAUACAAUUGGAUUACCCUUGGAACAAGGCAACCCUUGGAUUACUACGAACCUUUCACUGAGAAGCAGCAGCGCGCCAUGCGCAACAAACAAAACAAUCAAUUAACAUGAUCGGAGGUAUGUUCGCUUCCCAUUUGAAUGCAAUGUACUAUGAAUGGACUAUACUUUUGAAACCUUGUUUGUGCACAUUUUGAACCCAAGAAACACAAGUAUUUUUGGUUAGAAACCCGAUGUUUUAUAGUUUGACUUAACGUCGGGGAAUUGAAGCCAUAUCGUGCAUGGACAAACGCAAUUUACGCAUACAGAGCACGAUAGAAAGGCUUUUUGUUGAAUUUCUGGGUUUGAUGAAGUUGAAGAACGGUUUUUGUGAGAACGAAUGAAAAUUGUAUUGAUAUAAGAUGACGGAUCCCGUGAAGGAGGCCAGUUUGGGCCUACCUGAAGAAAACCUCAAUGAAGCAGCCAGAUUGCGCUCAUCGAGGUCGGGCAAAUUGUCUCAUUUGACGAGACGAAUGAACAUUGUAAAUACUUUGAUGAAUGACGAAACAAGUUUUAAUGAAGUGAAAAGUAAUAUGGUUAUGUUUAAUAACAUGUUAGAGGAAUACAAAUCUCUUCAUGAUUCAUACCAAGAAAUGUUAGAAGAGGAAGAUCGAAAUGAGGAUACUAAGUCCUGGUAUGCACCGAGGCUUGAGCCGAUAACCACCUUUUUAGCCAACGUCACGAGGUGGAUAGAUUCAAUUGAAAAUCGUUUGCAUGAAGUUACCGUUUCCUAUACUGGAUUGGAAAAUAGUCCUGAUAUCAGUGUCAGGCCUACGGAGGAAGAUAGGCUGUCCUUGAGAAGCACUAGCUCUGUUUCAUCCACGACAUCUGUGCGCAUCUGUGCAGAGGCAGACAGAGAAGCACUACUCGUUAAGGCUGCAGCUUUACAGAAAAAGCAUGCGUUAGAGGAUGAGCAAGAUGAACUGAGAAAGGAGGAAGAUGAGCUGAGAAAGAGAAAGGAGCUCAGCAGAAAGAGAAUGGAGGCUCAUGACUUACAAGCUGAAUUGUCUGCAACUACAGCCAAAAUUAACUAUCUCAGAAAUGCUGAAGCACAAGCUGUUGAUACAACAUUCAAUGCAUUUAACCAUACAGAAUUUAAUGCAAUGAAUUCGUAUUAUGAGGAGAAUAUUGAAAGGAUUUCUGAGCCAAUUGCUGAACAGACUGUAAGAAAUACAAGGCCUAAAGAUGGGGUUCAUGUGCAAUUCCCUGUUUUGACCACAACAGCUAGAACACCUAGAAUACCUAGAAUGCCAUCUCUUUCACCGUCUUUCAGUACUGCUAGACCAGUGCAUGACCAGAGCCACGCUCUCCAGAAUAUGUCUUUAGAGAGCUUUUCAGUUCCACAGGGAGGACAGGUACCUGACAAUCUUACCAAAAUUCUGGAAAAGCAAAAUCAGUUGACAAGUCUCCUAGUGAAACAACAAUUGUUACAUACUUUGCCAAAAGGAGAUCUUGCAGUUUUUGAUGGUAAUAUUUUACAGUACAAUUCCUUUAUUCAUUCCUUUGAACACAUCAUUGAAAGUAGAACAGACAACAACCAAGACAGACUACAAUUUCUCAUCCAGUAUACAAAAGGACAAGCUCAGCAGCUUGUCAAAAGUUGUCAAUUCAUGGAUGCAAAUAGAGGCUAUAUAAAAGCGAGGCAAUUGCUUAAAGAGCAUUUUGGAAAUGCCUACAGAAUCUCGUGUGCCUACAUUGAAAAGGCCCUUGCAUGGCCAGUGAUCAAAUUGGAGGAACCAAGAGCUUUGCAGGACUUUGCAUUGUUUUUGAGAAGUUGCUGCAAUGCCAUGGAACAACUUCAGUACAUGGAGGAGUUAGACACAAUUUCUAACAUGAGAAAAAUCAUUUUCAUAUUACCAUAUAAGUUAAGAGAAAGAUGGCGCUCAAAGGCUUGCGAAAUACAACAACGCGAUAUCAGAGUGAGAAUGGCUGACCUGGUAUCCUUCAUUGAAAAACAAGCUUCCAUUGUCUCAGAUCCAGUUUUUGGUGACAUUCAGGAGCCUAGCUCCAGCAGGGUCACAUCCAGACCCCCAGUGAAGCCACAUCUUACAGGUAGUUUUGCUACACAAGUUGACGUGAAGCCGAUUCAGCGGACGUCAGAGGAAACCAUGACACGAGACCAACCAAGAGCAAACCAAAACAUGGUGCCAGAUAAAGCAUGUCUCUUCUGCAAUGGUAAGCAUGAGCUCAUGACAUGUGUUCAGUUUGAUUCAAGACCACAUGAAGAGAAAAUUGAAUUUGUAAUGCAGAAUGGAGUCUGCUUUGGAUGUCUGGCAAAGGCUGGACACAUCAGCAAGGACUGUGGGAAACGUCUCCAGUGCACCAUCUGCAACAAGCAGCAUCCAAGUGCCUUGCAUAUCAAAGAGACCACACUGAAGAGCCUGCAGGUGUCUGUCAAAGCUGAUGAACAUACUGGGGCCGAUCCUGGCAGCUCUGCUACUUUUUGCACAGAAAAUCUCCUGAACAAGCUGAACAUCAGAGGAAAAAGGACUAACAUCCUCUUAAGGACAAUGAACCAAGAACAAUCUGUGAUUACCUACAUGGCAAAUGGAAUAGAGGUUAGUGCAUUGAACGAAAACAAUUUUAUUGCACUCCCUGAGGUGUACACACAAAAGAGUAUGCCUGUAGACACCGACAGCAUUCUAAAGACAGAAGAGCUAGCUAGGUGGCCUUACUUGAGUGAGAUCCAGAUCCCGAAAAUCAAGGCUGAAGUGGAGCUGUUGAUUGGCAACAAUGCUCCCAAAGCAAUUGAACCAUGGGAAAUAAUAAAUAGUCGUGAAAAUGGGCCAUAUGCUGUGAAGACCCUAUUGGGAUGGGUUGUUAAUGGUCCUCUAGAUGACAGUGUCGUGACAGACAGCAGUGGGCAUCAGAAAGUUACUGUCAACAGAACAUCAGUUGCAAAGCUGGAAGAUUUGAUUGUACAACAGAACAAUCAUGAGUUCAAUGAGAAAUUAGAUGACAAAGAAAUGUCAAUAGAGGAUAAAAGAUUGAUCAAAAUUGCAGAGCAGUGCCUAAUAGGCCUGAAAAGGAAGUUAAAAAGAAAUGAAACAUUCAGAAAUGAGUACACAGAGUUUAUGGAGGAUGUGAUCAGCAAUGGACAUGCUGAAGUGGUGCCACAAGCUGAACUUGAAAGAGAAGACGGCAAGUCUCUUGAAACAGAAAAUGAAGCCGUCGACCUGGUGACAGACCUUACCUGUGUUUGCCACAAGGGAGGAUUCCAUCUAACCAAAUGGGUGAGUAACAGUCGCACUGUACUGUCUCAUAUCCCCAAAGAAGACCGAGCGACUGAGAUGAAAGAACUUCAUUUGGACAGGGACAAACUCCCUACAGAAAGAGCCCAUCCUGCUUUUCCCCCUGGACUAUUUCAGAAGUCAGACACGUACAUCAGAUGGCGCUGGAAACAAGUUCAGUUUCUUGCCGAUCUCUUUUGGAAGAGAUGGACCAAAGAAUACCUACCCCUGUUACAGGAAAGACAAAAAUGGACUACAGUCAGGAAAGGAUACCAAGUAGAUGACAUUGUGAUGGUAGUGGACAGUUCAGCCCCUCGUGGGUCUUGGAACCUUGGAAGAAUAAUAGAAGUCAAACCAGAUUCCAGAGGUUUGAUGAGGACAGUGAAAAUUAUUACGAAGACUGGCGUGUUUGAGAGGCCAAUAACCAAGCUCUGUCUGCUUCUGGAAGGAGCAGAAAAGAUGACCACAAAGUCAUCGGCCAGAGAUAAGUAGUACCUAGUCAUGUUAUGAUUUAAGUUAAUGGUAACAAUAAACUACAAAGAAUUUAGGCUCCUUUAUGAUUUGAGUGUUGUAAUAGUUGCCCAUGCACACUAUUAGGGGCCGGUGUGUAGGAGCCAUGUGAGACCUUUUUGAGUAUUCAGUUUGAUAUUUUAGUUUGUGUGACAAAAUUAUUAUUAGUGAACUUAUUUGUAUUGAAUUGUCCCAAAUUAGGAAAUUGUAAUUUGUUUCUGAGUGUGUGCCCCCUAUAGGUAAGGCACUAAUUGUCUAUAGCAUAAAGGUGUGCCAGGCCAAGGAGAGUGGAGAGUUCCGGCCUGCGAAUACCAUUAUUGACCGUGAGCAGAACGUGCCUACAGGACAUGAACCUGUCAUGAACCUGACGGGACCGUGGCGAGGAAACGCAACUGAGCUGAACCAACAAACAAAGAAACAAAGACAAAACUUCAAUGCUUUAAUUUACAUCUGAUGUUAGAAAUAAACAAAGUCAAGUUCAUUAUA
Messenger RNA from Gadus morhua (Atlantic cod), 4789 nucleotides. RefSeq lists its product as uncharacterized. Bases 926 to 4285 code for a protein of 1119 amino acids. The record is from RefSeq and is a predicted model, not a curated record. NCBI's taxonomy places the organism in Eukaryota, Metazoa, Chordata, Actinopteri, Gadiformes, Gadidae. The transcript is spliced from 2 exons.